UCUGGCUCGUGAAAAACAAAAAAACACAAGAGUUCAAGCAGCAGCUCUGCGGAGGCUGUGUCGUUGAACCUCGAGAAUAUAAGCAAAAUUAAUGUGCUCUAACCACACCAACCAUACAGCUUAUAACCAUACACACGCCAGGGUUAACUCUAGAAGCAGGUUUGAGCUUUACAAUUUUAACACAAAUGAAGAUCAAGCCUUGAUAAACAAGAAACUACCCAAGGAACUUAUUUUAAGGAUUUUUUCAUUUCUGGAUGUAGUUUCCCUGUGUCGCUGUGCGCAGGUGUCAAAGCUUUGGAAUGUGUUGGCUUUGGACGGAAGCAACUGGCAACGGGUGAAUUUGUUUGACUUUCAAACAGACAUAGAGGAGACAGUAGUGCUGAACUUGUCAAGAAGAUGUGUAGGCUUUCUAAGAAGCUUGAGUUUGAGGGGAUGUAAGAGUGUUGGAGAUGGGGCAUUAAGAAUCUUUGCUCAACAGUGCAAGAAUAUUGAGGAAUUAGUCUUAGAUGGAUGUAGAAGAAUUUCUGAUAGCACUGCCAUAAGUUUAAGUAACUACAGUGGACGACUCAAGCAUUUAGAUAUAUCAUCCUGUCAUCAAAUCACAGAUAACUCUCUUAGUGCACUAAGUAAAGGCUGCACCAAGCUGCAGUACAUUAAUGUAUCAUGGUGUAAUCAAGUCUCAUCUCAUGGUCUUAAGUUACUAGCACAAGGCUGUCAUGACUUACUAGUACUUAUAGCAAAAGGAUGUUCAUUGGUAACAGAUGAAGGGAUAUAUCAUCUUACUAAACAUUGUGCCCAACUUCACACUAUCAACUUACACAGCUGUGAGAAUAUAAAAGAUAAUGCCGUAAAGGCAGUCAGUGAACAUUGUCGAGAGAUCUCAUUUCUGUGUGUAUCUGGCUGUAUACAGCUGACAGAUGUGGCACUUCAACAUCUGGGAAGUAACAGCCAUGGGCUUAGAACUUUAGAAGCUGCACAGUGUUCACAGUUUACAGAUGCGGGGUUCCAAGCACUUUGUAGGGGUUGUAAUAAUCUCCAACGCAUGGAUUUAGAAGAGUGUGUUUUGAUCACAGACACUACUUUGAAUCACUUAUCACUCUGGUGUUCUGGCUUAGAGAAACUAAGUCUUUCCCAUUGCGAGCUUAUAACAGACGAAGGCAUUAGACAAUUAGGUGGCAGUCCCUGUGCUGUGGAUCAUAUUGAGGUCCUGGAAUUGGAUAACUGCCCUCUUAUCACAGACAACGCCCUGGAACAUUUAAUAAACUGCCGAGAACUCAAGAGAAUAGAACUUUACGAUUGCCAGUUGAUCACAAGAGCGGGAAUUAGAAGACUUAAGGCGCAACUACCGGACUUAAAAGUUCACGCAUACUUCGCCCCUGUCACCCCUCCCCCGAGUGUCGGUGGCGGACGACAGAGAAUGUGUCGAUGCUGUGUGGUGUUAUAGUAUCGUAACAUAUAAUUCCAUAACGUCCUGUAGCACCCAGUCGCCACAUGCUGUAUCAAUCAUGUCCUCGUUCUUGCCCUUAUUUGCCUUCUUAACCCUUUAACUCCUAGAAGUGAUCGACAUGUAACUUCUCCCUAUAAUAUCUUUUCAUCAUUCAGCAAAUAGGUAAUGAGAAUGUUCAAACUUAUCAGGUAGAAGUUGUUAUCUUGAUCUACCAUCAAAUUCUCAUAAUUAAUAUACAAGGAAAUGAGUAGCAGGUAGAGGGGAGAAUUAACAAUCAGAUCUUGGGAGUUAAAGGGUUUAAGUUGUUUCGGUUUGAGUGUCUUUAAGUAGGGUCCUCAGUUCGUGGGUGUUCUUCUCCUGCUUUGUUCAGUCUUAACCGCUCCUUUUGUCCUCAUUCCUCCUUCCUCCCUCUUUGUAUCCCUUCCCUACCUUAUUUCUCACCUGUUUUCUAGCCUGUACAUUCUUCCUUCCUUCUCUCUCCUUCCUCCUGGCUUUUGCCUCCCUAUCUUCCUGCAUAUCUUCCGCCUCCUACCUGGCUUCUCUUUUCUUCUGCCUCAAACCCAUCUCCCCUCUCUUCACCUCGAAGACUCCCCCUUGUUUUCCACUUUCCUCCUUUUCCUAAACUUAUGUUCUUAUUUGAGUGUUGUAAGUCGAUAUUCUUGCAUUACUGAAAAAACAAAAAAACAAAAAAAAAAAACAUAACAGAAAUGAUUUAGGUACAUCCAUUAGCCAGAGGCACGAAGCCUAAAUUCAAUAACGGGUUAGGGUUAACGUGCGUAGAGAUUGUAUUUGCUAGAAGUAUUUUAAAGCCAGCGAAAGGAAAAUUUCCACUAACAGAAUGUUUAAUGCAGUGAACCAUUUCAUUUUUCAAGCCAUUUUAAUGUUGCCGAAGUAAAUGUAAAUAUAACAGUACUCAUAGGUGCUUUAAAUAAUUGCUGAAUGAAUCAAUGGUAGGCAUCGAUUUUUCUUCGAUAUGGUGAUGAUUUUAAGGCAAUUUUGUUUAUAGUGUUAAUAUAAAGGGCCAUUUUAAUAAUUUCUGUAUAUAAAACCAAACGGUCUCCGUAAUGAUCUAAUUUAUUUAAUUCUGAACUUGCUACACUCGCCCCGGGCAAAUGUGCCCUGUGUUGGGUCACUGUGAUGUUAAUAGUCUUUUCCUCUGUUCUUUUUGUUGUUCUUGUUAUAAAGGUGGCUCUUCCUGUUUUGUUUCAUGACGAAAACAUUUUUGCAAACGUUAAAGAAAAUGGUUUAUUUUGUUAGAAGCGAGACUUUAGCUCUCCCACCGCUUUUCCUUCUCGUCAGCAUUUUCUUUUAUCCCUGCGUCGGCAAACUCAAACUCCUCGUGUGCUCGAGCUUUUUUCCGCUAGGCUGCCUUCACGUUAACAUUGUGUGACGUAACGUAACGUAGCGAUCGCAGCGCAUCAGUGAUUCCUAUAGGACUAUGAGUGGGGAUCGUUGUGUAACCGCCCAGUUAGUCAAAAACAGACUGACAAGUUUACUGGCUUUUGAUUGCUCUGUUAUGAAGGGUUACGCUUUAUUGCUUUACAAAGUUGUAUCUGAUUUUGGCAACGAAAAGCUGUUUGGAAAUCACGCAUCACUCAAGCUUUCUUGGAUUUCAACUUUACGCGGAUGAUGGUCUGUGACCCUCAUCAGCCCCAAUCCCCUGCCGGUCAGGAAGGGUCUUGUGUUCCUAUAGCUUAGAUAGUUAUGUUCAGAGCAUUUGAAGCCAGUACAGCGAGUGUUAAACAUACUUAUUCACAUAAUUGUAUGGCGUAACCCCUCUAGUCUCAGGAAAGACUCGUGCGCAACUUCUCCUGAUCAUAUCAUCACAUUCUGAAGUAGACAGGUUAAGAGUGAAGAGACUCAGCUCUUGCAGAUGUGGCGUGAAAUUCUAUUAGGCAACUCUCUGAUCUUGGGGUUGGAAGGGUUAAUUACUUCUACCAUUUGCUUUGGUAGUUGUGACUUUUUAAACAGUGUUCCAAUUUGAUGUUAGUGCAGAGUUUGUUUUACGGCACGCCGUGAAGUUGUUGCUUUUAAUCAUGAUUGGAAAUAGGGGAAUGAACUGAUUAAAAUAAAAAUAAGGUAAAAACUACAAGAACUUGA
Molecule: messenger RNA, 3547 nt
Organism: Pocillopora verrucosa
Lineage: Eukaryota; Metazoa; Cnidaria; Anthozoa; Scleractinia; Pocilloporidae
Product: F-box/LRR-repeat protein 2-like
Cellular component (GO): cytoplasm
Molecular function (GO): protein binding
Source: RefSeq, a predicted model, not a curated record